UUGCUCGGCCUGUGUUCUCCGCAUAUGGAGCUUUUCCAGUGCCACCAAGAACUGAGCCGUAGCACAAGGAGACGGUUUUCCAUUGCAGAUAAUGUGAGCCGUACCGGACUCCUACGCGUGCUGACAUGGACUUGAUGGGUUUGCUCAAAAACCAAACUGAGCUGGUUGUGUCACCACCAUCUGAUGGAUUGAAAUGCAUGGAGAUGCUAGUAAUCUGCGUCGAUAUGCAUGGAUUAUCUGAAGGAAAUAAGGGCAUAUCCUUUAUUAGUAGUAUCGCAUGUUGUAAUGUUUUGAUGCUUUCCCAAUUACUCGGAACUCGAAAAUUUCCAACCACCUACUUGGAAAAAACAUUGUAGAACAGCUGAACGGAAUGGAUUUGUAAUGCUAAUUCUGCUAGCGUUUGUUGCUAACAUAACACAAAGUUUCUCACAUGUGCUAGAGGAAACUAGCACAUAAUAAAUUAUGAUGUACACCGUGUGAACAGUAAGUAGUUUUACGUCACGGCUGCUGUCUAAGUCCAGCAAUGCCUUUACUGAGCCGACCCUCUUGCAGUGGAAAAUCGAAGCGAGCUGGAACCGUGCUGUAACUAGUUUCUCUUUGUGGUAUGGGUUGGAUAUGGCCUGGUUUCUGUAUGCCAGUGGAAAAGCACCAAUAGUUCCCAGUGUAUUUUGCUGCCUUUUCCAGUGAAAACCAAAAUGUAGUUCAUGUCUUUGGCAUCUGGGCCUUACUGACUUGCUAAGUUAUUUCACCGGGGUAUAUGGUGUCCCUCAUUCAUGGCUGUCAGAGAGAGCGCUCUCAGUGUUAGCUAGGAGCCAGCAGCUGCCCUGUGGGUACACUGUACUUGUCUGUCCUAUAACCAGGGGUGGAUAGUUCAGGUCCAUAAUGUAAAAAUCCAGACCAAGAUUUUUUUUUUCGGUUAACCAGUUGAGUAUAAAGAGGCACAGAGCAUUCAAUUGUGUGGUUGGAACAAAACCUUAGCAUGGGUUUUAACUUUCUGGACCUGAACUUUUCUCCUCUUUGUUUUUCCAUGUGCUUGAAUCUCCCAUUUUGUCACCCAGAAGCUACUUGUGACAGGUGCAUCACCUCCGCAAGCAAUUUGGAUGGAUACAGUUCACAUGUUUUCAAACGAGUGACCAUGAUGUAGUGAGAAACUACUUUUUUUUUUCUUUCCUGAAUCCAGUAGCGGGUGGUAGAAAGAGGCUGGGCUGUAGAGAGGUUUGGGUAGGUGACAGAGCUAAGCUUAGAUCUCCUGCUGGGCGUGAAAGUUGGAGUGAGCAGAAAGCUUGAGCUGUAGAUGGGUGUGUUGUCCAUUUUUAUGCUGAAUGGAUUUGCAAGAAUGCUGGCUUGGCAUCUACCUGCAAAUAAGGUCAGUACACUGCCAAUAUGCCCCCACACCCCCCACAGUGACCGCAGAAAUCAGUCCAUACAGCUGACACCUACACAUCCUGCAUGCUGUCCACAUGAUCUGAAUAAUCGCUGAAUUUACUUUAUAAGCAGAUUUUUUUUUGUAAUUUACAUUACGUUGUAUGCUGUGCAACAUAUCUCAUUACACUAUAUUAUAUACCAAAGCAUUUUAUUUUUGUCAUGCACACAGAUGCCUUCAGUACUGUGCUAGAUACUUCCUGGAUUCAGACACUUAGAGAAUGCUUUUCUAGCUAACAUCAGACGCACGCUCAGUGUUUUUUAUGACAGUCUUGGUUUAGCACUGGCUGCGGCUGGAACUGCCCUGACAGUGAUAUUCCCACGGGCCGCGAAGCCGGGUCCGGUAUGACCUCAUUCUCCUUAGAGGACGAGCGGGCGCGCCACCCACAGGCUGCGCCCAGAGGUGCGAAUGCGUAUGAUAAUGCGUUUGUAAGACUGGAGCGAGUAAUAGGGACGGAGGGAAAGGGGUGGGUGGCGAAUGCUUUCUGCACUUGCGCCGUUGCAGCGUCAGGAUUAGUUGGCUUGUUGAUCUCGGUGUCUAACCGCUGCCUUCCAUCAAAGCCCCCUCUCUUUAUACCUCCACGCCCCCGCCCACCUUAAUCCCCUCCCUUGCAGGAGUCCCCUCUCUUCCCGCAGGACUCAGGAAAGGUUUCUCAUAAACAACUUCUCUGCCAUAAGGAUGGGCCACAGACCGAUCGCUGCGUUGACAUGUUAAUAUCAAGCUUUCCUUAACCAUCAGCUAUGAAUCAUGCUUCUGACUUUGCUUCCAAAUCUGCUUGUGAGCAUCCUGGGGUCCUGGUUGCAUCCAUUCGGUUAUGCUUCCACCGUUCCCCCGGCAGUAGAGAAUGAGGCGAUAAAGGAUGCGGUGUUUGAGACGCUGGGGCGGGAGCCGCGGACUGCAGCAGCGGACACCGAUAACAGCACACAGCACCCAUCCGAACAUGAGAUCAUUUACCCCUCCCGACUCAUCUACUACCUUAACGAAGAAUCGGAAAGCACCUACCACGAUUUAGACACUAGGGCAAAGAACCAAGGCACAGAUGGACAGGUGGUCCACCUAGCCCAAGCCAGCUACCAGAUCGAGGCCUUUGGUUCCAGGUUUAUACUGGACCUGUCUUUAAAUAAUGACUUGCUGUCAUCAGACUAUGUGGAGAUUCACUAUGUUAAUGGAAAACCUAUUCAGGUGAAGGGAGGGGAGCAUUGCUAUUAUCACGGCCAGGUGAGGGGAAACACAAACUCACGCGUGGCACUGUCUACAUGCAACGGGCUGCAUGGCAUGUUUGACGAUGGACUCCACAUGUACGUGAUCGAGCCCCUUCACCAGACACACUCCAUGGACACGGCAGCUCGGCCCCACACUCUACGGCGCGGCCAGACGCUGCUCUGGCCUACUGAUCUGGAUGGACAGUUGAGCGAGGAGCAGGCGUUCGCCGACCCGGAGGACCUGUCCUGGUUGAAGCGCAGGAAAAAGCGUGCGAUGCCCCCCAACACAUUCGAAGAGAUGAAGUACCUGGAGCUUAUGGUUGUCAGCGACCAGAACAUGUUCAAAAAGCAAAAGACCAAACUGCACACCAAGAACUUCGCCAAGUCUGUGGUCAACCUGGUGGAUGCUGUUUUCAAGGAGCAUCUGAACACGCGUGUGGUGCUAGUUGCUGUGGAGGUCUGGACAGAUGAAGACCGUAUUCCCAUCAGCAUCAAGCCGUUGGAGAUGCUGCGUGAAUUCUCCAAGUAUCGGAAGAGCUACAUCAAGCAGCACGCUGAUGCUGUUCACCUCAUCACCAACGUGACGUUCCACUACCCCAGAAGCAGCGCCGCUUUCUUCGGGGGUGUGUGCUCCAACAUUCGUGGGGUUGGGGUCAACGAGUAUGCCUCCACCUGGACGAUGGCACUAUCCCUGUCCCAGAGCCUGGCGCAGAACCUGGGAAUACAGUGGGACCCGGCCAACAAACGAAAGGAGUGUGGCUGUUUGGAGGCGUGGAGUGGCUGCAUUAUGGAGGACACAGGGGUGCAGCACCCGCGCAAGUUCUCCAAGUGCAGCAUCUCCGACUACAAGGAGUUCCUGCUGAAGGGCGGAGGGUCCUGUCUCUUCAACAAGCCGACCAAGCUCUUUGAGGUCACCGAGUGCGGAAAUGGGUACGUGGAGGUGGGGGAGGAGUGCGACUGCGGAGCGAGGGCGGAGUGCUACAAGGAGUGCUGCAAAAAGUGCUCCCUGUCUAACGGAGCACACUGCAGUGACGGCCCCUGCUGCAACAGCACCUGCUUGCUGUACCCUCGGGGUUACACCUGCCGCUUCACAGUGAACGACUGCGACAUCUCUGAGACGUGCACUGGCGAUUCAGGCCAGUGCCCCCCCAAUCUGCACAAACAAGAUGGCUACAUGUGCCAGAUGAACCAGGGUCGCUGUUACAGCGGGGAGUGCAAAACCAGGGAGACUCAGUGCAAAUACGUCUGGGGCUCCAAGUCUGGCGCGUCGGAAAAGUUCUGCUACGAGAAACUGAACACGGAGGGGACGGAGAAGGGGAACUGCGGGAAGGAUGGAGACAGCUGGGUGCAGUGCGGCAAGCAUGAUGUGUUUUGUGGGUACCUUCUCUGCGCCAACAUCGGUCGUGCCCCCCGUAUCGGUGUCUUGAAGGGUGACAUCACCCCCACCUCCUUCAAUCACCAGGGCAAGCUGGUGGACUGCAGUGGCGGACAUGUGCUUCUAGACGACGAGAGUGACCUCGGCUAUGUGGAGGACGGGACGCCGUGCGGGCCUUCCAUGAUGUGCCUUGACCGCAAGUGUCUGCCCAUCCAGUCAUUCAACAUGAGUGCCUGCCCUAGCGGCUCCAACGGCCUGGUGUGCUCCGCCCACGGGGUGUGCAAUAAUGAGGCUACCUGCACCUGUGACGCCACCUGGGCAGGGACUGACUGCAGCAUGCCCGACCCCCCAAAGAAGCCCCCGCCCAGCGAGGAUGAAGGACCUAAAGGUCCUAGCGCCACCAAUCUUAUAAUUGGCUCCAUCGCGGGAGCCAUCCUGGUUGCGGCCAUUGUGCUGGGGGGGACAGGAUGGGGCUUUAAGACUGUCAAGAAGCGUGGAUUUGACCCCUCCGCUGGUGGCAUCUAAAGAUGGAAGAGGAUUCCCCAAGAAGGAUCUCCAGGGUCGCUUUCACAGCCCACGGCUGGACUGCGUUACAUGCUGCUGACUUCGGCAUUAGUUUUACUUGAACAACAACAACAACAAAAAAAGAACAGUAACUGCUGAUCAUAGAUUCUUGCCUCUUAAUCCUUCCCCAAGGCCUCAUCAACCUCUGUUCCUUCAGCGCCAAUGGAAUUCCCCCUUCGGACAUCCCAGAAGUGUUCGGGGGCAGUUGGGGGAAGGAACGCCCACAUAACUCCAUUAUUAGGCAUGUUUUCCGGUCUGGAACCCUGCUCACAUUGAAGGACGCUGCAUGGCUGAGAAAACUACCAGAAGCAAAAAUAGCAAACAAAAAAUAUAUAGAAUAAAGAAAGCGUAGAGUAAAAAAAAAACAAUGAACAUAGAAGAGCACCUUAAAAAGGCAGCAAAUGGUGCCAAGCCAAUUCCCCUAUCCCUCCCCCCGGCGAUGGGCGGGGGGGUUGAAUCAGGGUGCUUCCUUCAUGCCUUUUGGCUCAACAUACCACUAAACAUAGCUAAGAUUGUAUAUACACCACAAAACGAGUCCAGCUCCAAACAUAUCAUCCUGAAGUGACGUCAGCCGCUCUCCUUUGUUUUAGCAUGUUGUCUAGCGGGUGUGUCUGGCUGCAUUAAAAAAAAAAUGGAAAAGAAUCGAUAGUCAACUUGGCCAAACAGUGACAGACAGACUGGCAACUGUCAGAAGUCAGGGUCAAAGGUCAGACCGAGCAAACCACAUCAUGCCAAGUUGUCUGGGGGAGGGGGGGGGUAAAUUUGUGGGUAGUUGUUUUGAAGGGGGGGGUUCUAUGAAUCCUGCUACUGGCAUCCCUAAACACCUACAACAGUGGCAGAAAGCCAAAGAAUUGGCUGAGCUAGCUAAUGUCUACCGCUGCCCUACACAGACCACUUCCCGACCAUGGGUGGAAAUACGGAUAUGUUUUGGGGUGGGGGCGGGGGAGGGGGGGUGUCCUCCCCAAUCACAUGCCCAUCCUACUAAGAGCCCUUGUACACACCCGCUGUCCUGGCUUGGCCGUUGUGCGUUGACAAGCGCAGCGCCCCCUAGCAGCUCUGGUAGCGCACUGCAUGUAAACAUAAUACUUGGCUUCCAGUCUUAUUAAGAGAGUCCCAGAUAUGCAAAGGACGAUGCUACAAGGUAGGUGCAUGAGAGCAAUUAAUCAUUUAAACUUUUAUUUACUAUGCAAAGAAAUGUAUUGCACAAAACUUAAGGGUUAAAUAUGAUCAUAAUAGUGAUAAACCAUUUUUAAAUGACUAAUAAUAAGGCAAUCUUUUAUAUGCUUGGCCACACACACAUCUUUUUAGCUUUAAAUAAAAUAUUAAUAAUGAUGACGACAAUGGCGAUGGAAUUUCUUAAGUGAAAGAACUUAACAUCCGUCCAAAAUAUAUGAGUCAUUAUUUAUGUGCCGGAAAACCAAGUGGAUUUUUUUUUUAUUCGACAUUUCACCCUGGGUGUGUCUGGGUGAUUUUCACAGACUGCAGUUACACGUUCUGUGGCUGUAAGGACAACUGCCCGUGUUUGGUUCUGUAUCGACUGCCAUCCCACGUGUCCACAGUGCAUCACGUCUGUGUUCAGAUGGAAGGUAGCCAUGAAUAAAUGACUAAUAUUUUA
Messenger RNA from Brienomyrus brachyistius, 6179 nucleotides. RefSeq names its product ADAM metallopeptidase domain 23a (gene adam23a). Gene Ontology annotation, molecular function: metalloendopeptidase activity. Lineage: Eukaryota; Metazoa; Chordata; Actinopteri; Osteoglossiformes; Mormyridae. Gene Ontology annotation, cellular component: presynaptic membrane. The coding region runs from base 2171 to 4525 and encodes 784 amino acids. The transcript has 26 exons. The record is from RefSeq and is a predicted model, not a curated record. Gene Ontology annotation, biological process: proteolysis.